Messenger RNA from Branchiostoma floridae (Florida lancelet), 821 nucleotides. RefSeq lists its product as uncharacterized. The record is from RefSeq and is a predicted model, not a curated record. Lineage: Eukaryota; Metazoa; Chordata; Leptocardii; Amphioxiformes; Branchiostomatidae. The coding region runs from base 66 to 821 and encodes 251 amino acids. The transcript has 6 exons.
CUGUGACCCGGAAGUUCUUUAAUCUUGUGACUCACCCCACCGGUUUCUGAGGGGGAGGGUAAGCCAUGACCGCUCCGACAUGGACUUCCGUGAUCCCUAUCAUCCUGUUCAGUGGGGCAACCACACUUACAGACGGAUCAGCGAUGUUCAUCCAAUAUCCACCCUCUACGGUCGAGGGUGGUCAGGGAGACGACAAACUUCUCUCCUUUGCUGCCAACGGCACUGAAGAACAUGAAUCUAUAGUAAUUCAGGGCCCAAACCCCAUUACGGGGUCAAAUAAGUUCGUGCCCGUCUAUGAGCUUGGAGCAGGAGAGGAAGAUCCACAUGAACCAUUCAAAGGCAAUUUCUCAGUUAGCAUUGCCUGGUUCAAUGGAAUCACAGUCGUCAACCUGACCAUACUCGAUUUUCAACUUGGAGAGGUUGGGUUAUACAAGCUAAGUGUGGGGUUCCACACAGGACCAGACAUAAACGUGACUAUGAAUGACCUGAAUGGUUCCGAUGAAGGCAUCACGAACAACACAGCUGCCACUGCUCUGAUGACCACGGGAAGCCAUGUCAACAACACGGGCUCCGCCUCAAGCGGAGGACUGCCGGGUGGGAGCAUUGCCGCCAUAGUGAUCGUGGUAGUGCUGCCCAUCAUCGCAAUUGUAGUAGCUGGUGGAUGCAUCUACAAACGGCGGAACGGCCGGCCUCCGCAAGUUCCUCCGCAGCGUUACGACCCUGUGCACAACGGUGGAAGAGAUCCUCAUGACAACAGGUUCAUGCAGGGCGAUCAGGGUGGCCGGCGGCAGUCCUUUGUAACCAUGUUUGACUCCCCAUAA